UGGCCGGGGCGGGGCGUGGCCGCCGCCGUGUCCCGGCAUGGCGGAGCGGCCGCGCCGCCGCUGAGGCGCCGCCAUGGCCAAGAGCCGCGGGGGCGGCGGGCCCAGCUCGCCCGGCGGGCGCAGCCUGGCGGGCACCCGCGAGAGCCUCGCCGACCCUGGCGGCGAUGAGCUUAGUUCGCUCGGCUCCGACUCCGAGAUCAACGGCGGCGGCCCCGAGGAGCGGCGCGUCGAUAAGUUCGGCUUCAUCGUGGGCAGCCGCGGCGCCGAGGGGACGCUGGAGGAGGUGCCCUUGGAGGUGCUCCGGCAGCGGGAGUCCAAGUGGCUGGAUAUGCUCAACAACUGGGACAAGUGGAUGGCCAAGAAACACAAGAAGAUCCGGCUGCGGUGCCAGAAGGGGAUCCCGCCCUCGCUGCGGGGCCGGGCCUGGCAGUACCUCUCUGGGAGCAAGGUCAAGCUGGAGCAGAACAUGGGCAAGUUUGAUGAACUGGACCUCCUCACAGGAGAUCCGAAGUGGCUGGAUGUGAUCGAGCGGGAUCUCCAUCGGCAGUUCCCCUUCCAUGAGAUGUUUGUCUCACGUGGAGGCCAUGGGCAGCAGGACCUGUUCCGGGUGCUGAAGGCGUACACGCUGUACCGCCCUGAGGAGGGCUACUGCCAGGCCCAGGCGCCCAUCGCCGCCGUCCUGCUCAUGCACAUGCCGGCCGAGCAAGCGUUCUGGUGCUUGGUGCAGAUCUGUGAGAAGUACCUUCCUGGCUACUACAGCGAGAAACUGGAAGCCAUCCAGCUGGACGGACAGAUCCUCUUCUCACUGCUGCACAAGGUGUCGCCUGUGGCCUACAAACACCUGAGCAAGCAGAAGAUCGACCCCAUCCUGUACAUGACAGAGUGGUUCAUGUGCGCCUUCUCCCGCACGCUGCCCUGGAGCUCCGUCCUGCGCGUCUGGGACAUGUUCUUCUGUGAAGGAGUGAAGAUCAUCUUCCGGGUGGGCCUGGUGCUACUCAAACACACCCUGGGCUCCUCGGACAAACUGAAAUCCUGCCAGGGCCAGUAUGAGACCAUGGAGAGGCUGAGGGCCCUCAGCCCCAAAAUCAUGCAGGAGGCCUUCCUGGUGCAGGAGGUCAUCGAGCUGCCGGUGACGGAGCGUCAGAUCGAGCGGGAGCACCUGAUCCAGCUGAAGAAGUGGCGGGAGACGCACGGAGAGCUGCAGUGCAAGUCCCCGCCGCGCCUGCACGGCGCCAAGGCCAUCAGCGAGGCGGAGCCCGCGCCGCGAAAGGCGCUGGAGCCCGUCCCCUCCAUCGUCGUUUCCCCCGGGCCCGCCCCCGUGCCCAAAGCCCGCAAGAGCAAGGAGAAGAGCCGGGAAAAGGGCCCGGCCAGUCCUGCCAACGGCCCCGGGGCCGAGGGCAACGGGGCGCCCGGCACGACCCGGGAGCUGCUGCACCCCCAGGUCUCCCCCCACCACCAGUCCAAGGAGAGCCUGAGCUCCCGGGAGAGCGAGGACACGUACUUGUAGGGCCCGGCCUACACCCCGGGCAGCCGGGCUCAGCGGGGCUGCGCACGGACCCGGGCGCGAGGACACCCAGGGGGACCCUGGCACCCGGCGCUGGGGGCUCUGAGCUGGAGGGAUGGGACAGGGGGGCUGUGCGGCCCCGUGAGAACAGC
Passer domesticus (house sparrow) is the source of this 1656-nucleotide messenger RNA. RefSeq names its product TBC1 domain family member 10A (gene TBC1D10A). Lineage: Eukaryota; Metazoa; Chordata; Aves; Passeriformes; Passeridae. The transcript is spliced from 9 exons. The record is from RefSeq and is a predicted model, not a curated record. The coding region runs from base 74 to 1507 and encodes 477 amino acids.